CAAGUACAUGCGAGGUACCUCUUCCCGAGUGAGACAGACAAACUCAGACAAGUCGAGAGUUGUUUAACUUCUGUCGAUAUUCCUCCAUAUUCAUAUAUCUUUCAGCAUUCGCAUAAAACUGCCGUUCUAGCCGGCGGGGAGCUGAGCUGAGCCAAGUCUGCCCCUCAUCAACGUCAUCAUCUUCGCGACGUUCUUACUGCCACCAUCUGCUGUAUCACCGAUCGUCACACAAUGUCUGAAUUAAUCACUGGCCUGUCUAAAUUGAGCCCGUUUGCUCGCAAAACCGCCGUAGACGAGGACGAUAUCGGCGAUGCCAUCGAUGGGGACACCGUCGCAGGCGGCGGCCAUGCCUCGCGCCAAUCGCCCAUAACUAAAGAUCAGCUUCGGGUCAGCCACGCCUUAAAGAACUUUCUGAUAAAAGAAGGUCUUCUCAACAAACACGAAGCUGGUCUGGAUCUGGAGCAUCCUACACCGGCUUUACAGAGUCUCCUAAACAAAUCGCAUAUCAACGUUCCUCCGGAAGUCAUUGAUCGGUCGCACCCAUUGCCAGACUACUUCAUUAGCUCCAGCCACAAUACAUACCUAAUUGCUCACCAGCUCUAUGGAAAGUCUUCCGCCACUGCGUACGAGACUGCACUCUACACUGGAUCACGCUGUGUCGAGAUUGACGCCUGGGAUGGAGACAAUGUUGAUGAACCAAAGGUCACACACGGCUAUACGCUUGUCUCCAACAUCCCGUUCCGAACAGUUUGCGAAACCAUUCGUGAUGUAGUUGACAAAGAGGCCGCCAGCGGCUUUCAAGCUGCACCGAUAGUUCUUUCGCUGGAAAACCAUUGCAAGGAACAUGGCCAGCUGCGCCUUGCCCGGAUCAUGAGGGAGGUCUGGGGAGACCGCCUCCUCAGCAAGGCACUGCGUGAUGAGAACCUGGGCGGGAUCAGUGAUCAUGUUAGCCUAGCUGAGCUGGGCAACAAGAUUGUCGUGAUAGUUGAACACCAUCUUCCCAAUGAGGUUGAAAGCAGCGAUUCUGAUGACGACUCAGAGGACGAGGAAUCACGCAAGGCUCAUGAGCAGUAUCGCCAACAAAAGAAAGACCAAGGUGCAGGACUGAUCAUUCCUGAGUUGAAAGAGCUAGGAGUGUAUGCUCAGUCUGUCAAACCAGUCAACAACUCCUGGUUCGAAAGUGACCUCGAGAAUGCACCGCAUCAUCACCUGAUCAACGUCUCGGAGAGUGGAUUGCUGACACACAUGCCCGCGGCGAGUACCAAGAUUGCACAACACAAUUCGAAGCAUUUGAUGCGGGUAUACCCGAAAGGCACGAGGAUCUCGUCGAAGAACCUACAUCCUGUACCAUUCUGGGGUGUCGGGGCACAGAUAUGCGCAUUGAAUUGGCAAACUUUUGGCGCUGCCUCUCAGGUCAACGAGGCGCUUUUCAGCGGCUCUAACGGAUUCGUUUUGAAGCCUGCACCGCUUCGUAAAGGUGGAAACGGCAAUCUCAACACGGGAAGGAAGAGAAGGCUCCGUCUCCACGUUGCGGGAGCCACAGAUAUACAGCUUCCAGCCGAUCGUGAAGACGAUCCUGUUCCAUACGUAACAUGCACGCUCGUUCAUCCGUCAGAUCUGGAGGAUAAACCGCCAAAGCGUAAAACGUCUCCCUACAAGCCACACAAGCUUACAGGCUUCUUGCAUCGGGAGAACCCUCCGGCAAUCGAUCCGCUCUUCGAGGAGGUUCUUGAGUGGGAUUACGAGGACAAUGAGCUCGCAUUCUUGCGAUUACUUAUCAAAAGUGAUGAUUCUUUUGCUAGGAAUCCUGUUUUGGUGGUUGCAGCGGUUAGGUUGAUGUAUGCGGCACCUGGCUGGAACUUCAUCCGAAUGCUUGAUUUGAAGGGCCAUGAGACGAAAUGCACGUUGUUGGUUAAGUUCGAGUUCCAAGAUCUGUAACCAGACCAUUUGCUUAUUACAAUCAUUCAACAUAACAGUUGACAUUAUGGUCAUGAAUUCAAUACGUUUCACUGGUAUAAUGAUUUGAUUUGUUUACUUGGUACAUAUUGAACUGGCAAAUGCUCUAACGAUUGGGAUAUUCUCCAUACACCAGUAUUUUCUCCAUGCUUCCAACGCUUUCAACAGAUAAUAAAUUCCUGAUAUUGUGGUGGG
This is a messenger RNA of Aaosphaeria arxii CBS 175.79, 2151 nucleotides long. Its product is annotated as PLC-like phosphodiesterase. The coding region runs from base 232 to 1938 and encodes 568 amino acids. Gene Ontology annotation, molecular function: phosphatidylinositol-4,5-bisphosphate phospholipase C activity. Gene Ontology annotation, biological process: phosphatidylinositol-mediated signaling; lipid metabolic process. NCBI's taxonomy places the organism in Eukaryota, Fungi, Ascomycota, Dothideomycetes, Pleosporales. The record is from RefSeq and is a predicted model, not a curated record. The transcript has a single exon.